This is a messenger RNA of Mesitornis unicolor (brown roatelo), 908 nucleotides long. Its product is annotated as claudin-10-like. NCBI's taxonomy places the organism in Eukaryota, Metazoa, Chordata, Aves, Mesitornithiformes, Mesitornithidae. The coding region runs from base 1 to 657 and encodes 218 amino acids. Gene Ontology annotation, cellular component: bicellular tight junction; plasma membrane. Gene Ontology annotation, molecular function: structural molecule activity. The transcript is spliced from 5 exons. The record is from RefSeq and is a predicted model, not a curated record. Gene Ontology annotation, biological process: cell adhesion; bicellular tight junction assembly.
AUGGUAUCCAGGCACAAUGCAAAUGAAAGGCUGGAUCCAGAGUACUGUAUCCCCCAUGGCAAAGGCCAGGUGAGCUGGGAUGGGGCAGAGAGGCAGCCACCAGAGCCAGAGAUGCUUUCAGUAGCUGGCCUAGCCCAGACUGCCCUCCUCGUGGCUACGGGCUCUGCUGGGAACCUGUCACCUCCUGAUGGUUACAUCCAAGCCUGCAGAGGACUGAUGAUCUCCGCCGUCUGCCUGGGCUUCUUUGGUGCCGUUUUCGGACUGGUUGGGAUGAAGUGUACAAAAGUUGGAGGCUCCGAUCAGACUAAAGCAAAAAUAGCUUGUUUAGCUGGACUGAUUUUCAUACUCUCUGGGUUGUGCUCUAUGACUAGUUGUUCCCUGUAUGCAAACAGGAUUACGUCUGAGUUCUUUGAUCCUUCUUUUGUUGCACAAAAGUAUGAAUUGGGAGCAGCUUUGUUCAUUGGAUGGGCUGGAGCUUCCCUCUGCAUCAUUGGUGGCAGUAUAUUCUGCUUCUCAAUAGCUGAUAACAGUAACUCUCCAAGGAGGGGGUAUGCAUAUAACGGAGCCACAUCUGUGAUGUCUUCUCGUACAAAGGUCCACAACACUGUCCCCGACAAAACCCCACCAAAGCACUUUGACAAGAACGCUUAUGUUUAAUUCUACUGUUGGAAGAGCCAAAGCAUUUUAAAAAUGAGUUUGUACGUUUCAUACAGUGAUUUUUCCCCCAACCCCAAUGUAAUUACCACUAAGACAAUGACUUUUUAAAACAUUAACUUGCAGCUUUUUACAUGUUGAUGUAAAUUUUAUUAUAUAAUAUUUUAAGAUUGAUGUUGGUACUGUAAAGUUUAUACCUGGAAAUCAUGAGCUGAUGUUGCUUUCUUGAAAAUAAUAAACGUGGUAUUUACCAA